Molecule: messenger RNA, 2896 nt
Organism: Mixia osmundae IAM 14324
Lineage: Eukaryota; Fungi; Basidiomycota; Mixiomycetes; Mixiales; Mixiaceae
Exons: 12
Coding region: 52-2784 (910 amino acids)
Source: RefSeq, a predicted model, not a curated record
CUGUGACCAGGGCAAGAUGCGACCGACCCCUUCUGGUUCGACCGCCCUGCCAUGGAUCCCCUCGCACGCACAGUCGGCAUGUUCCAGUAUGCUCGGCCAUCAGCACAUGCGCCCAUCGCCGUCACAGCAACUCGAGCUGAUUCUGCAAAAGGUCCUCUCAUAUCGUCGGCUGACCCGGCGGCCGAUCGCACGGUAGACUCACCGACCAUCCAGCAACCUGCGCGAGGAUCUUCAGUGCGCUCGAGAGGUUGCGAACAGACAGCUCAGAAUAGUCUGAGCUCGCCCGCACGAGUUGAGACGGCGUCACCUCUCAAACAGGAUUCAUUGACCUGCACGACAAAUGCAGCAAAGCACGAUGCCCCUGCGUCGAGUAUCGAGUCGACAUCAGAUACACGAAUCCUGCAUGUCCUUCCUAACAGCACGCCAGCGCAAGCGCCGACAGGCAAGAAGCUUUGCGAUGCCGCUACGACUGCCAAGGCAUCGCUAAGUCCCAGUCCAGGGAUGCGUACGAACAGUCCAGCUUACACCAAGGUGGUUGCGCGACCUACUCGCUCGGUUGACUUUCUGCGUGCAUGGCUAGGUCAAGAAGGCCUCAACCUGCUCUGCGCGCAAGGCCGGCAAGAUGACAGCGGCAAACCUUCGGACAUUGCCACGGUCGAGCACAUCAAUCGCAUCUUCGCUACCGCUCAUCUACUCUCGAGUGGGAUUCAACAAGCCUCUGAGGAUGCUGAGAGACUGCAAGGAGUGAUCGAUGAGCGGAACGAUCGCCUGGAACAGCUGCAGCACACAAUCGGCAAAGUCAAGCAACUUGCCAAUGCCAAAUUCACGGCCUUAUCAAAUUCGAUCUCUAUCUUACAGUCCGAAGGGCAGAAACGAUAUGCGGCAUUGGCCACCGCCUGCCAAAGCUGGAAAGAGCAAGCACAGAUGCAUGAUGUUGGCUCUCUCAGAGUGGAGAUACGCGCAGCUCUGCAAGAUUGGCGCGACAAUCGAGAGAAGCAGCGAAGGAGCACGAUAGAGGCCCUCAUCCUCGUCAAAGAGCUCGAAGCUGAGCGUGUUCAGCGCGACAAUGUGCUUGCGAUUGUCCGCAAGGAGCUCGAAGACAAAUCGGGCCAGCUGGCGGAAGCACAUCACAAGCUUGCGACUUUCGAGCAACAGCUCAUGCGCAUGUGCGAGCAGACAGCUGCUUCAGCAGAGGCUCACCAGCUGUCGCACGCUUCUGGCCUCGUGAAGAUGAACGAGCUUGUCGCCGUAUCUCAGCGCUGCCAGCGCGAAGUGGCCGCUAUCAUGGUCGAGAAGGUUACACUCGAGCAUUCAUUCGACGAGUGCAGAACGAAGCUGCUCGAGCAGAUCGCAUGUAAUCAGGCCCAGCGUGAGCAGCUCGACGCGGCAAACGUGAUGCUCGACGAAACUCAUCAACGCGUUCGCACUGCUGAAGACAGAGCCACAAGCAUUGAAGAGGAGCACAACCGCUGUCAGCAAGUUCUGAACGCGGCGGAAGUGAACUCUAGGGAACUACGGGAGAAGCUCGGAAACGUGCAAGGAGAAGUUGCAGAUGGCAGAAAAGCUUUGCAAGCCGCUGAGGUUGCCGCGGAAUCAGCCAAAGCGGCAUCAAAGACCGAAGUCAAGCGUCAGCACAGCCAAAUCAGCUCACUCAAGGCUUCGCUCGAGGCUGCAGAGACAUGUCGUGAGAGAAGCCAACAGGAACUAGAGGUUGCCAAGGUCGAGCUGCAGACUGAAUCGCAGAACGCGCAGACCAUUCGCGAGUUGCUCUCUGCACGUGAUGCCGAUAUCGAAAGCUGUCACCACAAGAUCCUGCUGCUUGAGGCUCAUUGCCAGAAGCAAGAGACGCAGAUUGAAGCCCUGAAUCAGCAGCAUGCAGAGGCUGACAGAGCCUGGCAAGCGAGCUUUGACGAGGCACACGAAUCCUUUGCAGCUUCUCUCUGUCAGAGGGACGCCGCGGCAAAGGCUGUCGAGCUGCAGGUCUCAGAGUCCUCGCCGGUACUGCAAGAGGAAUCGGCAGAGACAAGGGAACUCAAGAGCCGGUACGUCGCCAAGGAAAGGGAGCUCGAAGCGCUAACGAGCGAGCAAACCGCGCAUCGUGAUCGACUCGAGAAAGAGAGGCGAGCCCACCAGGAGGAGGUUUCAAAGGUGGUGGCCCUGGACGGAACGGUCAAGAAGCUCACGACUGAGCUCAUGGAAGCGCGCCGAGAGGCGCAAGAUGCAGUUGCCAAGCUUGCACGGAUCACAAGGGAGUCAGAUCGCGCAAGCACUGAUUCGACCGGCAACAUCAGUCUCGAGAAGGUCCGAACGACGGCGUUCCAUGCGGGCCAGUCCAUGGCAGCGAAGACGAUUGCGCAGAAAGACAACGAGCUCAAACGAGCAAACAAUCGAGCGAAAGCUGCCGAGGAUCGCAUGGAGCUGAUGUCUACAGAGCUCAAUCGCGCGAGAGGCCGCCCGAUGAUCUUGCAAGAUUCUUCAAAUCAGUCGACUACGUCUGCUCCCAUAUCGUCGUCGCCGCAACCAGCUGACAAAGCACACGCGAACACGACUCGAGCGACCUUCCAGAGCGUUAACAUGCGCGCCGUGCUCGAGUCGAAUUCCCUUGAAGUCGCUAAAGCAGACGGUGAGCGCGCAGCAUGCAGCAGACCCCCGAAGAAGCCCCGUUCGUCUCAACCACAUGACCGGGUGCCUCGAUCGCCGGCUUCUCCGCGACGUUCGAGCAAGCCGGCUGUCGUGACAGAUUACGCUCGCAAAUCUCGCGGGGCGGCGCAGAAAGGGCAAUGAUCGCUUGCUGCCUCGAGCGAUGAGCAGGCAUCGACGAAUGCAUAGAUAUGUCAAGAGAGCGUUGCGAGCAAUGCAGAGAAGCCGGCGGUGAGCGCACUAUGCAGGAUCCACA